AUGGAGGUGGUAUUAAACUGGUAUAAUAAUAUUCAAGCCGUUCAGUUAACCGAUUACUCGUUCAGCGGAAUCUGCGCGAUGUCAGUCCUUAACUUUACAGACGUGCCAGGCUACCUUGUCAACAAGAAAGAGACGAAAGAGAGUAAAAUCGUGUUCCAUGUUGUUAUUCGGAGGAAAACUCUUUUCUACACGGUAAUUCUGAUCAUUCCGACGGUGCUGAUGGCCUUUCUAUCAAUGAUGGCUUUCUAUCUACCGGCUGAUUCAGCAGAAAAAAUCUCGUUGACCAUCAACCUCCUGCUCGCUUUGGUUGUGUUUCUCUUGCUAGUAUCUAAGCUGCACAGUGAAGAAGGGAUCCCUUCAGAUUCUACCUCCACGUCGAACAACAUUCCGCUUAUGGGCAAGUAUCUCCUGUUAGCAUUUGUACUCAACAUCACUACUGUUGUAGUCACGGUGGUUAUAGUGAACGUCUAUUUCCGAAGCGCUAUUUCACAUGAGAUGCCGGAUUAUGUACGGAGCAUAUUUCUCGAUUUUCUGCCUCGUGUGUUGAUGAUGAAACGACCAGAGAGGAUUCCGAUUUUCAACGGAUAUUUCGUAGAGGAAUACUCCGCCUCUGAGAUAUUCGAUGCAAGUGGUCUUGUGAUGCCCUCAGUAACAGCAACGAUGGUUCCGUUUCUGCGUGUGGAAACACCUGUCCCUCAGGAACCUGUGAUUAACGAG
This is a messenger RNA of Cooperia oncophora, 717 nucleotides long. The record is from the annotation of a GenBank genome assembly. NCBI's taxonomy places the organism in Eukaryota, Metazoa, Nematoda, Chromadorea, Rhabditida, Trichostrongylidae.